This is a messenger RNA of Cordyceps fumosorosea ARSEF 2679, 663 nucleotides long. Its product is annotated as HAD-like domain protein. The record is from RefSeq and is a predicted model, not a curated record. The transcript has a single exon. NCBI's taxonomy places the organism in Eukaryota, Fungi, Ascomycota, Sordariomycetes, Hypocreales, Cordycipitaceae. Bases 1 to 663 code for a protein of 220 amino acids.
AUGGCUCCUUCUACAUCUGUUCAGAGUACUACUGACGCGGAUUGGCGCCCCAAGGUCAUCAUAUUCGACCUCCUGACCGCCCUCCUAGACUCCUGGACUCUAUGGAACGCCUCGACGCCGACCGGCACAGAGGAGGAGGGCCGCCGGUGGCGCGCACGCUAUCUCGAAAUCACCUUUGGCCAGGGCGACUACGUCCCGUACGAAGACCUCGUGAGGCAGGCUGCCGCCGAAGCCGGCGUCGCACCCUCCGCGCCCGCCUCCCUGCUGCGCAACUGGUCCAGCCUGCAGGCGUGGCCGGAAGUCCCUGACGUGCUGGCGCGGCUCCGGGCGCGCGGCUACCGGCUCGGCGUUGUAACCAACUGCUCCCGUGCGCUGGGCACCGCGGCGGGCGGGCGGGCGGGCGCGUUCGACACCGUGGUCACGGCCGAGGAGAGCGGCUUCUACAAGCCCCGGCGGGAGGCGUACGCAGCGAUCCUGGCGGCGAUGGGCGUCGAGCCCGGCGAGGCGCUGUUCGUGGCGGGCAGCGCGGGGGACGUCCAGGGCGCGACGGAGGCGGGCAUGACGGUCGUCUGGCACAACAGGGUCGGGCUGGCGGCGAAGGGGGCCGCGGUGCCGCUGCGGGAGAGCAGAUCGCUGGACGACGCGUUGAGGGGAUUCAUCUGA